CUUUAAUGGACCUGUGUUUGGAGAAAUGUCAGAAUAUAUACGUGUUUUUCACAAUGUAUCUGCUUUGUGGUCUUCAUAAUGGCAGAAUAAUGCAGAUUAUUGGGCCACUACAGGCAGCUCUUUACGGAUUUACACACGUAAGUUGGUUGUAAAGAACACUCUGUUGCUAUAACAACCACCUUCUGGACAUGUAAGCGAGACUGGAUCCACAAUCUCUCAGGCCUGACUGCCAAUAUGUACCUGAAACUCGUGAAACCUCGGCAUCUAGUUUGAAUUAUCCAUUAAGGAAUGUCGCCAAGGGUUCAUUUCCACUCGUGGCAUGGAUACUUACAAAUGGGAGACAAAAAAUUGAAUCUGUGAUCUUCAUUUGAAUCGUCACCACAGGAUUAUCGCCCUUUAAUAUUGAAUCAUUAUCGCCUUCAGUGGAAUAUUGUAUAAACGAAAGUGACACCCUCAUCAAAGUCAGCGGGGGCAUUUAUAGUACGGACACACGACUGGAGCCAAAAAACAACGCUUGUGGUUAUUCCACGAUUCUAUUACUGUAGGCGACUCAUUCGAUCAACAUCACUCCUUCAUCUGAGCAAUUGUCGACAAACCUUGUCUUUUAUUCAUGCGUCUUGGUGUAUUGGGCAACGUUGUCUUUGAUCGUGACCGAUGAAACAGUUUUGUCUCUACAACAGGCACCUGCCAUAUUGAGAGAGCUCAUCGAGUGUUUUUGAGAUUUAAUCAAGACUGUGUCUCUUAGAAAAGGAUUCGUCCUUGAACUAUGAAGGUUUAGAGACGAAAGAUCACAGAUCGUUAAUCUUCUGUUAAAUUAACAAGAACUGUGAAACGUAUUGGACUAAACGAUCGACAUGAUUCAACCAAAGACGUUGGCAUCUCAUGCUUUUGAUAAUAACUCUUGCAGUAGAAGCUGCCCUGUCCUAUUCACCAAGCCAUUAUAUGGAUGGUUUCUAAUGGCGAUGAAUAUUUCUAUACUUUAGAGACUGUUGUGUCAGUGACUUGUGUGAAAAAGGGACAAAUUCUGUGAUAUUGUACUGUGACAACAUACCGCGUGAUAUUUGUGCAACGACAUCGUUUUCACCUCAUACGUCAUGGGGACGAAACACAUCAACCACAACACACAUCUGUUUGCUGACGACGAUGAUGAUUACGGCGUCUACGCCAUCUCCGCUGUGUCGUUCCCUUCUCACAUAAGAAAGCUUCUCCCAGCUUCCGAAAACCACAUGUUGGAAUACAUGGCGCUCGAACGCGCCCGACGUCGGCUCCGUAACGUUAUCAUUGCUCUCGCAGUCUUCGCCAUAUGCGCAACGUUGCUGUCCGUAUCCCUCGUCUUCGGCUUCCAGCGGAGAGAAGACGACGUACCUACACAGACCCCUUCCCAGCCAAAGCUAACUUGGGAGACAUCUAAACUCCAGACAGUGAUUACUCGCCUCAACUCCUCACAGGAUCAUUCUAGUCAUGCAGCGAAACCCCCUUCCUAUGUCGUGGCCAAUAUUCCUGCUUAUAUAGUCAAGAGCCGUACCCGGUGCGUCAAGAAAUGUUGGGCGUACUCAGCAUUCCGGUUUCGAGCCUCCUGCCACGACGGUUACUGCAUCUGCAACGCUGACAACUACGACUCGCUCACCUGUCUACCGGCUGUCGAUACAUGCAAUAUUCGGAAGAACGGGAAGUCGAAAGCAGUUGCUGUUUUGAAAGGCACACAACAAAAGGUGUUCGGUUGUCAGUCGGACGUCGACACGGAAAGUGCCGAUCUUCAUGUAUUAAGCAUCUUCGGCAAUCAUCGUUCCCUUUCGACGACAGUGGAAGUUAGCCGAAAUUCAUCCAAGCCAGCUGUCCUGGCUCUAGUCAAUUAUCACCCGGUCACGUGGAAAAUUAGGAUAAAGCCAAAUGUUAAUCUUCAAAAAGUAAUUUUGGUAUCGUACAACCAUUUAGUACAUACGUCGGUCCUCUUUGAUUUCUUGAGGAACACGAGUACCCCCAAGUCCUCCGCCUCUACUCUCAGACAGGGUACGGUGAAGACAGGUACGGGGGACACACACCCCUACUCAUCAACAAUAUUCAAAGGGAGUUCGGGAAAUUCAAGUCCUUCUCGGGAACAUCCCAUGCGGACGAGUGGUUUCUCGACCUAUCCUGAACAAUAACAGUGCAUCAGUGAAGCCAAGUUGACGUGCAUGUGUGACGGUGUGAAAGUGCGACACAGAUUUGUUGUGUUGAAAAGUCCGUGUGGACCUGUAGGAGACGGACCUAUGUACACGCGCUAGGGCUGUGUCAAAGGCAUAGCCUUUCAUAUGAUAAAUCAGUUGUGGAUGUCGUGAUGAUUCUUUGAAGAGAGAAGAUUCCUAUUAUCUGGGCUGAAUUGACGUUAACGAGAUGUACGUGUAUCAGCGAAUCUUUUUUCGUUUUUGCUUUGAUGUAUUCUUGAGCAGGAUUUGGCGCCCGAAGCUACCGCUCUCAGACUGUUUAUUGAUGAACUUUCAGGGUAAUGAAUCGGACUAAGGUCUGAUAACCAUACACUAUAUACGAUAACUUUAGCAUCUAGUCUGAACUUUCAUGCACAGGAAAGAACGUACAAUGAACCUUUUCAACCCGUCUGAAUGAACUCAUAAGGACUAAGACGUGUUUUAGAUGUGUAAUGGCAUUAACUGUCUCCUCCUCCUGUUCGUCCCGGACGAGAGUCUUCAGAAAGAUCUGUUUACAGAUCUUAACAAUGUGCUUAUGUGAUCGGAAUAUGACCUGUAAUGUAAAAUAUGUUGGAUAUCAACUUGUGGUUAGAAUAAUGUGGUUGUACUCAGAUUGUUUUUCUGGUUUUCAUAUUGACAGUGCAUCAGAUUCUCUGAUCAUUCAGUCUGUUUAUUCUCUUUGGGGAUCCGAACAGGGUAUACCCCCAGACAUGUGGAAAUUUUGUUGAAUUUGUGGAAAAAGAAAAUGACCAAUUCGUCAGUAUGGCUGUAUAGUUUUUAAACCAAACCUUUGCCUUUCGGAUAUAUUCAUGUGAAUUGACGUGAGGUAUUCAAACUACCCGAAGGAUUAUCGGAGUAGUCUUUGAUUGCAAAGUUUGGUUGACACUGUUUAUUUGGAAAGGUAAACAAACAGUAUCAUACAGACCCAAAACAAUUACACAGCUGUAGCAACAAUUUUUAAAAAAACUAUCCAACUAGUUUGUCAAUUAUAACCAGCAUGGUUGAAUGAUUGCUUGAAAUGGAGUAAAAUAUCGAUAAAAUAGCAACAAUGUU
Molecule: messenger RNA, 3236 nt
Organism: Haliotis rubra (blacklip abalone)
Lineage: Eukaryota; Metazoa; Mollusca; Gastropoda; Lepetellida; Haliotidae
Exons: 6
Coding region: 1095-2144 (349 amino acids)
Source: RefSeq, a predicted model, not a curated record